UUUACCUUUUCUGCCCGGCGGCUUCGUUCAAACGCAAACUUUUAUCCUUUUUCCCAUUUUCUCCUCAUUGACGUCCUUCAAACUCUCGAGACAGCCACAGGAUUAUAGAGGAAUCCUUAAGGACGCCUAGUGACCACAGGAAUAUAGAUUCCGACGCGAUGAUAGCUGUGACGAUGCUGCGGCUGAUGAUGACAACGAUGACAGUGAUGAUGAUGAUGGGUGUGACGAUGACGAGGGCCAAUGAUGGUGCUGCCAGGACCUGUGAGGACCAAGAAGAAUGAAGAAUAAAGAAUAGAAAAAAAUAAAGAAAUACAGAGAGGAAACACACACACACACACACACACACACACAGCCAUGGCAGGGGAGUCGCCACCCAUAGAAGGAUUGAGUGAAGAGGAAAUACGCGCUAACAAAGACAUAUCCAUUGCUCUGGGCCAUUCCGUCUAUGCCCUGUACCAGUGCCCAGACGAUGAGAUCCAAGCCUUCCGCCGCAGCAGCCUGACUGUGGUGGCGGAGGCGGUGAAGCAGCGGCAGCAGUGUGGGGCGGCCUCCCUGGUCCUCUACCACCACCCACCCAGCCUGGAGGCAUCACCCAAGCUGCCCGUGGGGGUGCAGCGCAGACUGAGAGACGGUAAUCUCACACUGGUGGUUCGGAGAGGGCGCACCACCACCACCACCACCACUAACAACAACAACAACAACACCAGCACCACCUUCAAAGUCAGCUGGGACAUGUACCCCGACGGCAUCAUCGGGAGAGCCCUCAAGAGGCUCCCCCACCACCCCUCCCCCAAGCCUUCCCCCUCCUCCUCCCCCUCCCCUGCCCCCUCCCCUUCCUCCCCCACCACCGCAGGCUAUGUGUUGCAGUUGGCGGGUGGGAACGAGGAAUUUCUGCUGGCGCCGAGACCCAUCACGCAGUAUAAGACCAUCCGCACCUUGAUCACACUUGGCAAAAUCCCCGAGCUGGUCUUAAUCCCCAAGGCAGCCCUACACCAAUCCCUGCAGCCCCACCAGUUCCUCCCCCCCUCCUAUGCCUCCCCACCCCCCUCCCCAGCCUCCUCCCCAGCCCUUCCCAGCAUCUCCCUGUGGCAUCCCAGCUUGGAGGGGAGGCUGAGGGUACAUGUGCUGAGGGUGGGGAUGGGGGGGGAUCUGCUGGUGGGGAAAGAGGGGAGUAGGCUGUUCAUGUGCGCGGGGCUGUACCACGGCGGGGAGGCACUGUGCGGGGUGCGGGAGAGUGGACGCUGCCUCCCCAGGGCGCGGGGCGGGGGUGAGGAGGCUGCCGGGGGAGGGGAAGGAGUUGGGGAGUGGGGGGAGUGGCUGCAGUUCGACCUACCCACCCAGGAGCUUCCCCGUGGGGCGAAGCUGUGCCUGGGGCUGUGGUCCGAGCGCCCCGCCCAGGAGAAGAAGAGGAACAGGGACAAGGGUGAGGAGGUCAUGGUGGGCUGGGGGAACCUCCUGCUCUUCAACCACAGGGGGCGGCUGGUCCACGGGGGGGUGUCCGUGCCCCUUCAGCCGCCCCCCAAGGGACACGAGGACAGACUUCACCCCUUAGGAUCCACAAGCUACCGGCAGCGUGGAGGCGAGGGCGGAGGUGCGGAGGAGGAGGGAGCAGGAGGUGGAGGAGGCGUGGUUGAGGUGGAGUUUGAGCAGCGGUUCAGCGACAAAGAGGUGCUCUUCCCUGAUGACGCCCAGAUGGAAGAUUAUGCAAGAUAUGUCAUUAAGCUGGAGAAAGGAGAGACCCCAGACAACCCCAUGAGCCCAACCAGCAUCGCCGAGGUUGCCGAACAUGACCCCUUGACGCCCCUACCACCCGACGCCCAAGACAGGCUAUGGCAGGGGAGAGCGGAGUGCCCCAAGGUGCCCGACUGCCUCCCUGCCCUCCUCAAAGCCGUCAGGUGGAGCAGCAGGGACCAGGUAUCGCAACUCUACCUUCUGUUAAGUGAGUGGUCGCCCGUCAGCCCUGGGGUCACACUGGAGCUUCUCGGGGCCGCGUCGCCUGACCCUAGGGUGCGACAGAUGGCCACCCGACAGCUGGAUCGCGGGUUCACGGAUGAUGCGAUGGUCCUCUACCUCCUCCAGCUGGUUCAAGGGCUGCGGUGUGAUUUGUAUCUGGACUCUCCUCUUGUGAGUCUGCUGCUCCGCCGGGCUCUGACCAAUGCCAAGCUGGGACACCACCUCUUCUGGCAUAUUAGGGCCGAAGCAGACGACUGGCCCGACCCCAUGCGAGCCCGGGCCAUACUGGAAGCCUACUGCCGGGGCCUGGGGGCGGGGGGUCUGCGGGGGCUGGCGAGACAGGUUCGGGGCGUGGAGGCGAUGGGGGAGCUGGCGGGGCUUGUCAAGGAGCGCCCCGGACACCCCAAAAAUAAAACUCAAUUCCUUAGGGCCAAGUUGAAGGGGGUUGAGUACAGUGUUCCCCUCCAGCACCUCCCCUCGCCCCUGCACCCUCCGCUGUCCCUGGGGAGGCUGCGUCUGGGGGAGUGCUGGGUGAUUGACUCGGCCCGGUGCCCCCUACGACUGGCGUGGGAGAGGGGGGGUGGGGGAGGAGGAGGUGGAGGAGGGGGUAGAUAUGAGAGAUUACGCAGUGCUCUCAAAUCCUCCUCCUCCUCCUCCUCCUCUUCUUCCUUUACCUCCUCCUCCUCUUCUGUGUCUUCCAUUUCUUCGUCCUCCUCCUCCUCUUCCGUCUCCUCCAUUUCCUCUGUCUCCUCCUCCUCCUCCGCUUCUUACUCCCAGUUCCUCUCCGCCCACCUGGUCUCCACGCGCCAUCCGCCCCCGCUCAUCUUCAAAAGUGGAGACGACCUUCGACAAGACAUGCUCUGCCUACAAGUCCUCACGAUCAUGUCGCAGCUGUGGUCCUUGGAGGGGCUGGACCUUCCCCUCACCCCCUACGGCUGCCAGGCUACGGGGCGCGGGGCGGGGCUCAUCGAGGUGGUGGACGGGGCGGAGACGGUCUAUGACAUCCAGCGGACCUCCAAACUCGGGGCGAUCCAGGUGGACUCGACGCAGCUGUACAAGUGGAUCAAGGCCAAGAAUGCCAGCCAGAGACAGCUGGACCAGGCCAUCGACAACUUCACCCGGUCCUGCGCUGCAUACUGUGUGGCUACCUUCGUCCUGGGCGUGGGAGACAGACACAACAGCAACAUUAUGGUGAACCGCGACGGCCUGAUCUUCCACAUCGACUUCGGACACUUCCUCGGCAACUUCAAGAAAAAGUUUGGCAUCCCCCGAGAGCGCGUCCCCUUCGUGCUAGCCUCGGACUUCCUGCUGGUCAUCGCCGGCGGCACAGAGAACCCCAAGGAGAGCCAGGAGGUGCAGCGGUUCCAGCAUCUCUGUGGCAAGGCAUACCUCGCGCUGCGUCACCACUACCGCCUCCUGAUCACCCUCUUCACCAACCUCAUGGACACGGGCAUACCAGAGCUGCAGAGUGUGGAGGACGUGACAUACCUCCGCCAGACCCUAGCGGUGGGGCAGAGCGAGGAGGCGGCCCUGCAGUACUUCCAGAGCCAGUUCAGCGAUGCGUACGGUGGAGCCUGGACCACCAAGCUGGACUGGUUUUUCCACUGGGUCCGGCACCGAUGAGGGGGAGGAAGAGGAGGAGGAAGGAAAGGAAAGAGAAAGGAGGAGGAGGAGGAAAAGAAUGGAGAGCGAGAGAGAUAGACAGAAGGAAGAGGAGGAGGA
Molecule: messenger RNA, 3675 nt
Organism: Eriocheir sinensis (Chinese mitten crab)
Lineage: Eukaryota; Metazoa; Arthropoda; Malacostraca; Decapoda; Varunidae
Product: phosphatidylinositol 4,5-bisphosphate 3-kinase catalytic subunit alpha isoform-like
Exons: 16
Coding region: 355-3576 (1073 amino acids)
Biological process (GO): phosphatidylinositol-3-phosphate biosynthetic process; cell migration; phosphatidylinositol 3-kinase/protein kinase B signal transduction
Cellular component (GO): phosphatidylinositol 3-kinase complex; plasma membrane; cytoplasm
Molecular function (GO): 1-phosphatidylinositol-3-kinase activity; 1-phosphatidylinositol-4-phosphate 3-kinase activity
Source: RefSeq, a predicted model, not a curated record